AUGAUGCAGCGCGUGCUGACGCUGAGACUUGCGCGACUUUUUACUCAGAGGCAUAAACUGUUGCCGAGUGUCCGAACCGCAGCACCGAAUAUGUCGACUCUGCUUAUUAACCAACCAGAGUACAACUGGUUGAAAGAGUUAGGACUUAAAGAGGACAAUGACGGUGUUUACAACGGUUCUUGGGGAGGACAGGGAGAGGUGGUCACUUCAUAUUGUCCAGCAAACAAUGAGCCCAUUGCCAGAGUGCGUCAGGCAACCAUAGCAGAAUAUGAGGAAACCAUACAGAAAGCACUGGACGCAUGGAAAGUGUGGGCAGAUGUACCUGCUCCAAAGAGAGGGGAAAUUGUUCGACAGAUUGGAGAGGCUUUAAGGAGGAAGAUCAAAGCUCUCGGCAGCUUAGUGUCUCUAGAGAUGGGCAAGAUCUAUGUGGAGGGUGUUGGUGAGGUGCAGGAGUAUGUGGAUGUGUGUGACUAUGCUGUAGGACUGUCCCGUAUGAUUGGAGGUCCCAUUUUGCCAUCUGAAAGGCCAGGUCAUGUGCUGAUCGAGCAGUGGAAUCCUGUUGGCUUGGUAGGAAUCAUCACAGCCUUUAACUUUCCUGUGGCUGUAUAUGGCUGGAACAAUGCCAUUGCUCUCAUCUGUGGAAAUGCCUGUCUUUGGAAAGGAGCUCCGACCACACCCCUUACAAGUGUUGCGGUUACCAAGAUUGUAGCUGAAGUUUUGGAGCAGAAUCAUCUUCCUGGUGCAAUCUGUUCUAUGACAUGUGGUGGCGCUGACAUUGGCAUGGCCAUGGCUAAAGACGAGCGAGUGGGUCUUCUGUCCUUCACGGGUAGCACUCAUGUGGGCAAACAAGUGGCAAUGAUGGUACAAGAACGGUUUGGUCGUCAGCUACUGGAGUUAGGAGGAAAUAACGCCAUCAUAGUAUUUGAGGAUGCUGAUCUUAGCUUGGUUGUACCGUCUGCUGUCUUUGCAUCUGUGGGAACGGCUGGUCAGCGAUGUACUACUACCAGACGACUGAUGCUGCAUGAAAGCAUACAUGAUGAGGUUGUGGAGAGAAUCGCUAAAGCUUACAAGCAGAUUCGCAUUGGUGACCCCUGGGACCCAAACACUCUUUAUGGACCUCUGCACACCAAACAGGCUGUUCAGCAGUAUCUGGCAGCCAUAGAGCAGGCAAAACAGCAGGGUGGGACUCUUGUGUGUGGAGGAAAGAUCAUGGAUCGGCCGGGUAACUAUGUGGAACCCACUAUUAUCACUGGACUACCGCACAAUGCUUCUAUAGUUCACACUGAGACCUUUGUGCCCAUCCUUUAUGUGCUGAAAUUUAAGACAGAGGAAGAGGCAUUUUCCUGGAAUAACGAAGUUAAACAAGGGCUCUCCAGCAGUAUCUUUACUAAAGACAUGGGAAGAGUGUUCCGCUGGUUAGGUCCUAAAGGCUCCGACUGUGGCAUUGUGAACGUUAACAUUCCUACUAGCGGUGCUGAGAUUGGAGGAGCGUUUGGAGGUGAGAAACACACAGGAGGUGGGCGCGAGUCGGGCAGCGAUUCUUGGAAGCAGUACAUGAGAAGGUCCACAUGCACCAUCAACUACAGCAAAGAUCUGCCAUUGGCCCAGGGGAUCAAGUUUGAAUGAAUCAUGAUGUUGCCUAGUUAGUGGUGUAAAAUAGCAUUCAUGAUAGACACAACCCUGUGUUCAUGUUUGUUUCAUAUAAAUCUGUUUGUACUCCCACAGUCCACUGAUCAUUGCAACCCUUGUUUUGUAGCACUUAAUGCUUGAAGAUUUGAUGAUGUUAAUUAAACUAUGAAUUAA
This is a messenger RNA of Danio rerio (zebrafish), 1803 nucleotides long. It is a transcript of the gene aldh7a1, whose product is annotated as aldehyde dehydrogenase 7 family, member A1. The record is from RefSeq and is marked validated. Gene Ontology annotation, biological process: L-lysine catabolic process. Gene Ontology annotation, molecular function: oxidoreductase activity; betaine-aldehyde dehydrogenase (NAD+) activity; L-aminoadipate-semialdehyde dehydrogenase [NAD(P)+] activity. Lineage: Eukaryota; Metazoa; Chordata; Actinopteri; Cypriniformes; Danionidae. Gene Ontology annotation, cellular component: mitochondrion; plasma membrane; cytosol.